ACUUUCUUUCGUUUUCUUUCCUCCAGAGGAGCGUGUGCGCUCCUGUCCCACUCCCCCUCGCGUUGUAAAAACUCGCUGAUUAUCGUUUAAAAGGGGGGCACGAGAACAUCGGGGGGGAAAAAAACAUGAUGAGCAAUAAUACAUACUACGACCAGCAGCUGCCGCCGCAGUAUUACCAGGGCACCGACAACGGGGAGGGCGGAGACGAGGAGAUGCCGGCCACGGAGAAGGACCUGGCGGAGGAUGCUCCCUGGAAGAAGAUCCAGCAGAACACCUUCACCAGGUGGUGCAACGAGCAUCUGAAAUGCCUCAACAAAAAGAUCAACGACCUGCAGAAGGACCUGAGCGACGGGCUCAAGCUCAUCGGGCUCCUGGAAGUUCUCAGCCAAAAGAAAAUGUACAGAAAGUACCACGCCAGACCCAAUUUCAGGCAGAUGAAGCUGGAGAACGUGUCCGUCGCGCUAGAGUUUCUAGAAAGGGAACACAUCAAACUGGUUUCUAUAGAUAGUAAAGCUAUAGUGGACGGCAACCUAAAACUGAUCCUGGGGCUGAUAUGGACCCUUAUUCUGCACUACUCUAUUUCCAUGCCCAUGUGGGAGGAUGAGGACGAUGAAGACGCCAGGAAGCUGACGCCCAAACAGCGCCUUCUGGGCUGGAUCCAGAACAAGGUCCCCCAGCUGCCCAUCAACAACUUCCACAGGGACUGGAGAGAUGGCAAAGCCCUCGGUGCACUGGUGGAUAAUUGCGCACCUGGCCUGUGUCCGGACUGGGAGACAUGGGACCUGAGUCAGCCAGUGGAGAAUGCAAGAGAAGCCAUGCAACAAGCCGACGACUGGCUCGGUGUGCCUCAGGUGAUUGCUCCUGAGGAGAUCGUGGAUCCUAAUGUGGACGAGCACUCAGUGAUGACCUACCUGUCUCAGUUCCCCAAAGCCAAACUCAAGCCUGGUGCCCCACUGCGAUCUAAAACCCUGCACCCCAAGAGAGCCAAGGCCUAUGGUCCAGGUAUUGAGCCCAGAGGUAAUGUCGUGUUGAGGCCAGCUGAGUUUGUGGUGGAGACCGUGGAGGCCGGGCUUGGAGAGGUGUUGGUGUACAUCGAGGAUCCAGAGAGCCACACAGAAGAGGCCAGAGUAAUUCCCAACAAUGACAGGAACAGGAGCUACUCUGUGGUCUAUGUCCCAAAAGUGGAGGGUCUGCAUAAGGUGAAGGUGUUGUUUGCUGGACAGGACAUUGACAGAAGCCCUUUCCUAGUAAAUGUGUCUAAAGCACUGGGAGACCCGAACAAGGUGCAGGCCCGUGGGCCAGGUUUGGAAUCCGUGGGCAAUGUGGCCAAUAAACCCACCUAUUUUGACAUCUACACAGCAGGUGCAGGAGCAGGUGAUGUCGGUGUGAUCAUUGUGGACUCUCAGGGCCGCAGAGACACAGUGGAGAUCAUUCUGGAAAACAAGGGCGACAGUGUUUUCCGCUGCACGUACGGCCCCAUUUUGGAGGGCCCUCACACUAUAUAUGUGACAUUCGCUGGCCAGCAGAUACCCAGAAGCCCUUUCACUGUUCACAUCUCAGAGGCUCCUCCGAGCGGCCGGCAGAUCGGCUCCCCGGUUCACAUAAUCCCUCAGUCUAUACGCACGCCGCCCUCAGAAAAGGCCAAGAAAAUGCCUCCCUCAACACCACCCAAACCCAGGCGACCAACAAGCAACCCGAAUGCCUGUCGGGCCAUCGGGCGCGGCCUGCAGCCCAAGGGUGUGCGUGUGAAGGAGGUGGCCGACUUUAAGGUGUACACGAAGGGAGCAGGCAGUGGAGAACUACGUGUUCAAGUCAAAGGGCCAAGAGGUGGCGAUGAGCCUGUGAAGGUGCAAGAGCUGGGAGACGGUGUGUAUGAAUGUGAUUACUACCCCAUUUUCACUGGAAAAUACAUUAUCACCAUUACUUGGGGUGGCCACGCCAUUCCCCGCAGCCCAUUUGAGGUGGUCAUAAGUGAAGAUGCAGGCCCUCAGAAGGUGAGGGCUUGGGGUCCAGGCUUGGAGACGGGCAUGGUUGGCAAAUCAGCUGACUUUGUGGUCGAGGCCAUUGGCACUGAGGUUGGAACUCUGGGUUUCUCCAUCGAAGGCCCCUCACAGGCUAAGAUAGAGUGUGAUGAUAAGGGAGAUGGAUCUUGUGAUGUUUUGUACUGGCCCACUGAGCCUGGUGACUAUGCGGUCCAUGUCAUCUGUGAUGAUGAAGAUAUCAAAGACAGCCCAUUUAUGGCCCACAUCCUCCCUGCAGCCAAUGAUGUCUUUCCUGAGAAGGUUAAGUGCUACGGCCCUGGGCUAGAACCAACCGGGUGCAUUGUAAACAAACCUGCUGAAUUUACAAUUGACGCCCGUGGAGCUGGAAGAGGACAUCUACAGAUUUACGCUCAGGACUCAGAAGGCUUCCCCAUCGACAUCCAGAUCACAGAUAAUAGUGACAGCACAUAUUUCUGCAUCUACAUACCCACCAAGCCCAUCAAACACACUAUCAUCAUCACCUGGGGAGAGGUCAACGUUCCCAACAGUCCAUUCAGGGUGACCAUUGGAGAAGGCAGUCACCCAGAGAACGUGAAGGUUCAUGGACCAGGAGUGGAGAAGACUGGCUUGAAGGCUAGUGAACCCACAUAUUUUACUGUGGAUUGCAGUGAGGCCGGACAAGGAGAUGUCAGCAUUGGGAUUAAGUGUGCUCCUGGCGUGGUGGGACCUGCCGAAGCAGAUAUUGAUUUUGACAUCAUUAAAAAUGACAACGACACAUUCACAGUGAAGUAUACACCCCCUGGAGCCGGACGGUACACCAUCAUGGUGCUAUUUGCUGAUCAAGAAAUUCCAAUCAGCCCCUUCCGUAUCAAAGUUGAUCCAUCCCAUGAUGCCAAUAAAGUAAAGGCAGAGGGUCCUGGACUCAACAAGACAGGUGUGGAAGUGGGCAAGCCGACCCACUUCAUGAUCUACACUAAAGGAGCAGGCAAGGCCACACCUGAGGUUCACUUCACCACAGCUGGGAAAGGAGAAGCCGUCAGUGACUUUGAGAUCAUCGAUAACCACGACUAUUCUUUCACUGUGCGUUACACUGCGUUACAGCAGGGUAACAUGAGCAUAUCUGUGUGCCAUGGUGGUGACCCCAUCCCCAAAAGCCCUUUUACCAUCACUGUUGCUCCUCCUUUGGAUCUCAACAAGGUCAAAGUUCAAGGACUCAACAACAAAGUCGAUGUAGGAAAAGAUGAGGAGUUUACCAUUAACACACGUGGUGCGGGAGGUCAAGGAAAGGUGGACGUCAAGAUUACCUCACCUUCUCACCGGCCAAUCCCGUGCAAGGUUGAAUCUGGAGCAUCCAAUGAGGUGCACACUGUUAAAUACAUUCCCCCGGAAGAGGGGCCCUACAAAGUGGACAUCAGCUAUGAUGGAAACCCCGUGCCUGGAAGUCCUUUCACGGUGGAGGGAGUGAUGCCUCCAGAUCCCUCAAAGGUACGAGCCUACGGCCCUGGCCUAAAGGGAGGUAUUGUGGGUAAACCCGCUCCAUUUGCCAUCGACACCAAAGGUGCAGGUACAGGGGGUCUUGGGCUGACUGUGGAGGGUCCGUGUGAAGCCAAGAUUGAGUGCCAGGACAAUGGAGACGGAUCUUGCUCAGUAUCCUAUCUGCCCACUGAGCCUGGAGAGUAUUCCAUCAACAUCCUGUUUGCUGAUGCUCACAUCACUGGUUCUCCCUUCAAAGCCAUGGUGCAGUCUAUCUUUGACCCCAGCAAGGUCACAGCUAGCGGACCAGGGCUGGAGAGAGGAAAGGUCAACGAAGCGGCAUCGUUCAAGGUGGACUGCUCUAAAGCAGGCGAGGCGGAGUUGACCAUCAAGAUUAUUUCGGAUUCAGGAACGCAGGCUGAGGUUCGUGUCCAGAAUAACAGUGAUGGAACAUAUUCUAUCACCUACAUCCCUCCUUUCCACGGAAUGUACACCAUCACAAUUAAAUAUGGAGGACAUGCAGUGCCGAAGUUCCCUGCAAGGGUGCAGGUAGAUCCUGCUCUCGAUACAAGUGGAAUCAAGGUCUACGGUCCAGGAGUGGAACCCAGAGGGGUGCUCCGAGAGGUCACUACACACUUUGUCGUUGACACUCGGGUUCACAGCAAGAUGGGUGGAAACCACAUCAAAGUUCGUAUUGUUAACCCAUCGGGUGCCAACACUGAUGCGUACAUCACUGACAAAGGAGAUGGCACUUAUAGAGUGGAGUAUACAGCAUAUGAGGAUGGUGUGCAUCUGAUAGAGGUGCUGUAUGAUGACGUACCUGUCCCCAAGAGCCCGUUUAGGGUGGCGGUAACUGAAGGUUGUGAUCCCAGCCGUGUACGUGCCUACGGUCCUGGUCUGGAAGAGGGUCUGGUCAACAAACCCAACCGCUUCACUGUGGAGACCAGGGGUGCUGGCACGGGUGGUCUCGGAUUGGCCAUUGAGGGUCCAUCAGAAGCUAAGAUGUCUUGUAAAGAUAACAAAGAUGGCAGCUGUAGCGUGGAGUAUAUUCCUUUCACUCCUGGAGAAUAUGACGUCAACAUCACUUUCGGAGGUCUGCCUAUCCCAGGUAGCCCAUUCAGGGUGCCUGUGAGGGAGUUGGUGGAUCCAAGUAAGGUGAAGUGUUCUGGUCCUGGUUUGGGAAGUGGAGUAAGAACCCACGUCCCUCAAACCUUCACCGUGGACUGCAGCAAAGCUGGACUCGCCCAACUAGAGGUGCUUCUGUAUGGACCCACAGGGUUGACAGAGCCAGUGAAUAUCACGGACAAUGGUGAUGGCACACACACGGUGAUCUACACUCCUGCUAAAGAUGGACCUUACACUGUGUGUGUCAAAUAUGCAGACCAAGAAGUGCCACGCAGUCCAUUUAAGAUCAAGGUGUUGCCUGCACAUGAUGCCAGUAAAGUUCGUGCCAGCGGUCCCGGACUGAACGCUUCUGGCGUUCCCGCCAGCCUGCCGGUGGAGUUCACCAUCGAUGCCCGUGACGCAGGCGAGGGUCUUCUCACUGUACAGAUACUGGGUCUGGAUGGGUGCAGGCAGGAGGCCUCUGUGUUUGUGGAGGACUGGGGUAGGAGGGUGUGGGAGAACCACAUUGUAAAGGGCACCAUCCCCUUCCAUAUUCUUAGGAAAGGAUGUGACCCAGAAGGAAAACCAAAGAAAGCCAACAUUCGAGAUAACAGAGAUGGAACAUACACCGUGUCCUACGUCCCAGAUAUGACAGGACGCUACACUAUUACAAUCAAAUAUGGUGGAGAUGAGAUCCCAUACUCACCCUACCGCAUACAUGCGCUGCCUAGUGGAGAUGCCAGCAAAUGCCUUGUGACAGUGUCAAUUGGGGGACACGGAUUAGGCUCUGGGCUCGGACCCACUAUUCAAAUCGGCGAGGAGACCGUUAUCACUGUGGAUGCAAAGGCUGCUGGGAAGGGGAAGGUCACCUGCAAAGUGUCAACUCCAGAUGGGGCGGAGCUAGACGUGGAUGUGGUGGAGAAUGCGGACGGGACAUUUGAUAUUUAUUAUACUGCUCCAGAGCCUGGGAAAUAUGUCAUAACCAUUCGCUUUGGAGGAGAGCACAUUCCCAACAGCCCCUUCCAUGUGGUGGCAUCUGAUACCAUCCCUAUAAUCGAGGAACCAUGUGAUAAACUACAGUUACAGCAGCCCUACGCCCCCUACCAGGGCUACACCCCUCACUGGGCCACGGAGGAACCAGUCACUGCAGUGGAUGCCAUGGAGCCAAUGCUCCGCCCGUUCAAUCUGGUCAUUCCAUUUACUGUGCAAAAGGGGGAGAUUACAGGUGAUGUACGUAUGCCCUCUGGUAAAACCGCCUGUCCCCACAUCACUGAUAACAAGGACGGGACUGUGACGGUCAAAUACAGCCCCAAUGAGAAGGGCCUACAUGAGAUGGACAUCAAAUAUGACGGGAACCACAUACCAGGAAGUCCGCUGCAGUUCUAUGUGGAUGCCAUUAACAGCGGGCAUGUGAAUGCAUACGGCCCUGGUCUGAGUCACGGCAUGGUCAACAAACCCACCACCUUCACAAUCGUCACUAAGGAUGCUGGAGAAGGUGGUCUGUCUUUGGCAGUGGAAGGCCCUUCUAAAGCAGAGAUCAGCUGUAAGGAUAAUAAAGAUGGCACCUGCACUGUGUCCUACCUGCCAAUGGCCCCAGGAGGCUAUAAUAUAAUCGUCAAGUUUGAUGACAAGCACAUCGCUGGAAGCCCCUUUACAGCCAAGAUCACAGGUGAUGACUCCAUGAGGACGUCUCAGCUGAACGUUGGCACAGCCACAGACGUGUCACUGAAGAUCACAGAGACGGACCUGAGCUCCCUGACCGCGAGCAUCAGAGCCCCAUCUGGCAAUGAGGAGCCCUGCCUGCUGAAGAGACUGCCAAACCGACACAUCGGAAUAUCUUUCACUCCUAAAGAGGUGGGUGAGCAUGUGGUCAGCGUGAAGAAGAAUGGAAAACACGUGACCAACAGCCCAUUCAAGAUCAUGGUGGGGCAGUCUGAGAUCGGAGAUGCCAGUAAGGUGAAGGUGUUUGGCAAAGGACUGAUUGAAGGACACACCUUUGAAGUGGCUGAGUUCAUUGUGGACACCAGAAGUGCAGGUUAUGGAGGUCUUGGUCUGUCCAUCGAGGGGCCCAGUAAAGUUGACAUUAACUGUUCGGAUGUGGAAGAUGGAACCUGCAGAGUGACCUACUGCCCAACCGAACCCGGAACUUACAUCAUCAACAUCAAAUUUGCCGACCAACAUGUGCCAGGAAGUCCAUUUACAGUGAAGGUUCUGGGCGAGGGAAGAAUGAAGGAGAGCAUCACCAGAAAGAGGCAGGCGCCCUCUAUUGCCACGGUGGGCAGCACUUCCUAA
This is a messenger RNA of Sinocyclocheilus anshuiensis, 6851 nucleotides long. Its product is annotated as filamin-C-like. Gene Ontology annotation, molecular function: actin filament binding. NCBI's taxonomy places the organism in Eukaryota, Metazoa, Chordata, Actinopteri, Cypriniformes, Cyprinidae. The record is from RefSeq and is a predicted model, not a curated record. The coding region runs from base 126 to 6851 and encodes 2241 amino acids. The transcript has 41 exons. Gene Ontology annotation, biological process: actin cytoskeleton organization.